Schizophyllum commune H4-8 is the source of this 3225-nucleotide messenger RNA. RefSeq lists its product as uncharacterized. NCBI's taxonomy places the organism in Eukaryota, Fungi, Basidiomycota, Agaricomycetes, Agaricales, Schizophyllaceae. The coding region runs from base 23 to 2809 and encodes 928 amino acids. Gene Ontology annotation, cellular component: endoplasmic reticulum; Golgi stack; ER to Golgi transport vesicle membrane. The transcript is spliced from 12 exons. The record is from RefSeq and is a predicted model, not a curated record. Gene Ontology annotation, biological process: transcytosis; intracellular protein transport; endoplasmic reticulum to Golgi vesicle-mediated transport.
ACACCUUGUCCUACUCCCUCACAUGGAAUUCUUGUCGCAGACGUAUGUGGCGCUGCGGGGGCCCACGGGGGCGCCCCAGACGGCCAAGGAUACCAUCGCGCGGCUGAGCGACAGGCUGUCGCCCGCGACGUUGCUCGGAGAUCGACGCGCAGCAGUCCAAGCCCUCAAGGGUCUCGCGCGCGACCAUCCAGACGAUGUGGCCGCCCGCGCGCUCCCUGGACUGAUCAACGUGCUCGCGGACGAUGCAGAGAUCGACCCUGACAUUGCAAAGGCGGUCCUGGAGGCGCUGGCCUCACUGAGCGCGCACGACACGCGCAUCGCGGACGCGGUGUUGGCGGACGAGCGGACGGUGCCUGCGCUCUUCGCGCUCCUGGGGGGCGCGGAUGGAGGCGCGAGGCUGCCCUCGAUGCAUCUGCUGUCGGUCCUGCUCGACGCGAGGCGAGGGAACGUGCAGACGCGCUUCCUGUCCACGCCCAACGCGGCGGCGAGCGUGAUGGCUGCGCUGGACGAUCGCAGGGAGGUUGUCCGGACAGAAGCGAUCACCCUCGUGCGUGCGCUGAGCGGGGGAAGUGCAGACAUACAGAAGGUGCUCGCGUUCGAGGGCGCGUUCGAGAAGCUAUUCGCGGUGGUGGCGCGUGAGGGGGGAGUGGACGGCGGUCCAGUUGCUGAGGAGGCUCUUGUCUGCCUGGACGGCCUCCUGCGCUUCAACUCGUCUAAUCAGGCAUUCUUCCGUGAAACGGAUCUCCCUCCCCAACUAUGCGCUCUGCUGGCGUUCCCCCCUCAUCUCGCUCUUCACGAGGCCGCGCCUCAGGAAUUUGCCCUCCAGUUCUGGGAUCCUCAGAAGGCUGCCAACGCGGACUGCGUCGUCGCCCUCAUGGGCAUGCUCAUCCACAAUAAUAGCACUAGCCCGCAAGAACUUACCUUCGCGCGGUGUCUCCUCGAACUAUCCUUGGCCAGCAACGCGCCCACGACCUUGAAGACGCACGCAUUGCGCCUGCUCCCUGCUCGGCUCGCCAUACCCUUGCCCCAACUUGCGCUAACUCCAUACGUGCCCGUACCCGGUACCAACGGCGAAGAAUGGGACAGAUUAGAGCCAGCGAGUGCACUUGACGCUCUCGUGGAGAUGGUGCUUGCUGGGGAGUAUGGUGGUGUUGAUGGGGAUGCCGGUCCCGGCUCUAGCGCGCGCAGGAAGGACAAGCUUGAGCUGCGCGCCGCGGCUGCGGGGGUCUUCGAGAACUUUGUCAGUACGGAAGACGUCAAGACCGCUAUCGUGCAGGCCAUGCUACCUCCAGAGGGUGCACCGUCCCCGCCGCCAAUCACGCCGCUUCUCCAUUCCUUGGUGAACCCUCCGGACGCCAGCGCUCCCGACGCGGGUACCCAGUUUGCCUGCGUGCUGUUCGCGCAUCUCGUCCGCAGCGCGCCUGCCGCUAAGGCCGCCGCGCGCAGUAUUAAGCCCGUCCUCCCAUCCAACGCUGGCAGUGGAUCCGGCGCUUUCUUCGUCCCCGCCGACUCGUCUGGUGCCCCGCCGCCGCCACCACCCGAGGCUGACGAUGACGACGAGCCGCCGCAGGCGUUGAUACCAAUGCUGUGUGAGAACCUCAGCCUAGCGUUGCUGGCGAGGAGUCGGCAGGCGGAGCAUGGGGAUGGGGACGCGGGUGAUGCGCAGAGCGUGUUGCGCUCGCGCCAUGCCCGACGAGACCUAGACGCAUUAAUCGCUGCAUACGUCGCGCUGCUAAGUCAGUGGUUGUGGGAUGACCCCUCAGCGGUACGGGAGUUUGCGGAUAGUGGUGGUGUGGGCAUACUUGUUGAGCCCAUAAACCAGGCGAUGGAUGCGGAUGCCAUCGUACCCGGAUUGUGUGCCAUGUUGCUAGGGAUUUGUUACGAAUUCGACCGCGAGCCAGGAGAGAUUACAAGAGCGACAAUCCGCCCCAUCCUUGAUCGGCUCGGCGUGGACAAUCUAGUCGGUCGGAUGGCAAGAUUGCGAGAAGAUCCGCGUUUGGCUGGUGCUGCACCCGAUGCUGUGGUCGUACCGAGGCCACGUUCAGACGGUACAGACAGCUACGGGAGGAAGCCUGAAGAAAUCGCCUCUAUCGAGGAGGGUGAACUUUGGUUCGAUUGGGCGUUCGUGGAAUUCUGGAAAACAAACUACUAUACCAUCCAACGCAGCUUCUCUGUAGAUCCCGACCAAGCUUCGUCUGCAUCCGAGGGCGCCGCGCUGAUAGCUGGCUUGAGGCGACAGCUCGAAGACCAGGCACGCGAAAUUGCACGGCUGCAAGCAGAAGUCGGACAGGCACCAGCGAGAGGCGGCGUCUCGCAACAAGACUCGCGGGAGCUCGAGGCACGGCUCCGCGAAGAGAUCAAGGCGGAGACGGAGAACCUCAUGCGCGUAGAACUCGCUGCGGAGACUAGGAGCCUUCGCGCAGAACUGGAUGCUGCUCGAGAUGAGGCGGCGGCCCUUCGCGCGGAGGCCGCGGUUAGCAGUGGUGCUGGGGCUGGCGCUGGCGCUGAGCUGGAGCAGGUCCGCGGCGCGCUUGCGGUGGAGACGCAGAAGCGUCAAGCCGCUGAAGGAGAGCUGUCAGCGGUACGGGAGUCGCUAGCAAACGUGCAGAGCGAGCUUGGGGCGUUGCGAAAGCAGCUAGCGGCGGAGGUUGAGAAGCGGGAGGCGGUAGAGAAGGAACAGGAGGACCUACUCGUGUUGCUCGAUGAGGUGUCGAGCAAGCGACGACGCGACAAGGCGCUCAUGAAGGAGGCUUUGCUCGAGGUAUCGGAGGACGAAGAGGACGAGGACGAUGAUGAGGAAGACGAGUAGCCGAUCGAAGGCGCAGGGAGAUGACGCCUGGGACUGUAGAUCUUGGAGGUACGGAAUUGCGAAUGUGUAAUCGUCUCCUUCUUUUCUUCAUGCCAUCGCGACUUGUUUCUUUCUUGCGGUGACAUACCAACCGGGUGGCGCACGCCCGACUCUCGAUAUGUCGCCAGCGUUGCGAACAAUGGCACGCGCCCGACCGGAUCCGGAUACGUUUUCACCUAUGUUGCGCUAUGUCUCCAGACGUUCAGCAUGCACAGGGCCCAGAGGUGGCGAGACCCUUCGCGACUACGCUCGCUAGUUAGAUUUGCGGUGGUGCUGAUGAUACCCAAUCAUACUUGGAGUUCAGCAUGCGCUGCUGUCCGCGUUGGCAGAUGCGUGUUCAGUAACUUAGUGCGUGAUCGUUCUCUUCACUCUUGCAC